CAGAGAAAUAAAUACAUACCCAAUCGGAACAGCGUUUUUUGAGAUGCUCCACACCGAGGACACCUAGUAAGAUAAUUAUUUAAUUCUUCGAGUGCAUUUUAUCGCAGCCAACUGCCGCAGUCAAGAGAAGAGGACUCAAGGAAACUCUUCAUUUCGUUGCAUUUUGGAUUUUUGCAGCACAAGUUAAGUAGAAGUAAAUUCAGUGUUCGUUAAGCCGAGCUGUUUUUUUUCCUCAUGAGCGGAGCAGCGUUUUGAAUCACAUCUGAUAUGGUGUUUCUAAGGUUGGAACUUGAAUCGUUGCCUGCCAGCAUUUGAUUUUGUUCUUAAACUUAUUCGCUGUAGCCGUGUGCUGAUUUAAACAAACAGACUAAAACAAAAUACGCUAACUGAAAUCAUGUUACUGGAUGCUGGUCACCAGUUCCCCGGACUGGGAGUGGGGUCAUUUGCCAGGCAUCACUCAGCGAGCGAGAUGCAGGAAAGAGACUUGAGUUUGUCACAAAAUAGCUUCGUAGACUCCGCACACAUGGGUGCGUUUAAGCUGAACCAUGAUCUCUCCCCGGGACAGAGCUCUGCCUUCUCCACACAGGCGCCCGGCUACCCUGCUGCGGCUAUCGGGGCUCAUGCCGCCCAUGUCACGUCGUAUGCAAGCUCUCCAUUCAACUCAACCAGGGACUUUCUCUUUCGUAGUCGUGGCUUCGGAGAAUCCUCUCCGGCGAGCAGCCAACACACUAUUUUUGGCCCCUCGGCGGGAUCCCUCCAUCACUCCCAUACAGACACUCAAGGCCACAUUCUGUUCCCAGGCAUCCACGAACAGCACGGGUCCCACGGAUCCCCUAAUGUCCUGAACGGGCAGAUGAGACUCGGACUACCCGGGGAAGUUUUUGGACGCUCCGACCAGUACCACCAGGUCUCCAGCCCGAGGACCGACCAUUACUCGGCAGCCCAGCUCCACAAUCAGUACGGCUCCAUGAAUAUGAACAUGGGGAUGAACAUGGCAGCCCACCACCACCCCGGUGCCUUUUUCCGUUACAUGAGGCAACAGUGUAUCAAGCAGGAGCUCAUCUGCAAGUGGAUCGACCCUGAGCAGCUCAGCAACCCGAAGAAGGGUUGCAACAAAACUUUUAGCACCAUGCACGAGUUGGUCACGCACGUCUCAGUGGAGCAUGUCGGGGGACCGGAGCAGACAACCCACGUCUGUUUCUGGGAAGAAUGCGCCCGGGAGAGCAAACCGUUCAAGGCGAAAUACAAACUGGUGAACCACAUUCGGGUGCACACCGGGGAGAAGCCUUUUCCAUGCCCUUUCCCCGGCUGUGGAAAGGUCUUCGCACGAUCAGAAAACUUGAAGAUCCACAAGAGAACACAUACAGGAGAGAAGCCGUUCCAGUGUGAGUUUGAGGGCUGCGACAGAAGGUUUGCAAACAGCAGCGACCGAAAGAAACACAUGCACGUUCACACGUCGGACAAGCCAUAUCUCUGCAAAAUGUGUGACAAGUCCUACACACAUCCCAGCUCUCUACGAAAACACAUGAAGGUGCAUGAAGCCUCCCCACCACCACCACCAUCAGACUCAUCACCAGCAGCCAGCUCGGGUUAUGAAUCCUCCACACCUCCAGGCCUGGUGUCUCCCACCACCGAGACUCAAAGCAACACCACUAUGUCCCCAGCCUCAGCUGUGCACCACAACACCAGCCACAAUGGCCUAUCCUCCAAUUUCAGUGAAUGGUAUGUUUAGGACUAAGCUGAAAUGAAUCAACACACACUCAUUUCACAGCACUGGACCUUUCAGCAGGAGAUUGUGCAUACAAGAGGCACACAAA
Messenger RNA from Trematomus bernacchii (emerald rockcod), 1817 nucleotides. It is a transcript of the gene ptprjb.2, whose product is annotated as zic family member 2 (odd-paired homolog, Drosophila), a. Gene Ontology annotation, cellular component: nucleus. Gene Ontology annotation, molecular function: DNA-binding transcription factor activity, RNA polymerase II-specific; RNA polymerase II cis-regulatory region sequence-specific DNA binding. The coding region runs from base 395 to 1732 and encodes 445 amino acids. NCBI's taxonomy places the organism in Eukaryota, Metazoa, Chordata, Actinopteri, Perciformes, Nototheniidae. The record is from RefSeq and is a predicted model, not a curated record. Gene Ontology annotation, biological process: central nervous system development; regulation of transcription by RNA polymerase II. The transcript has 3 exons.